Geosmithia morbida is the source of this 1659-nucleotide messenger RNA. RefSeq names its product protein kinase A. NCBI's taxonomy places the organism in Eukaryota, Fungi, Ascomycota, Sordariomycetes, Hypocreales, Bionectriaceae. The transcript is spliced from 4 exons. Gene Ontology annotation, biological process: peptidyl-serine phosphorylation. Bases 1 to 1659 code for a protein of 552 amino acids. Gene Ontology annotation, cellular component: nucleus; cAMP-dependent protein kinase complex. Gene Ontology annotation, molecular function: ATP binding; cAMP-dependent protein kinase activity. The record is from RefSeq and is a predicted model, not a curated record.
AUGCCCUCCCUCGGCUUCCUCAAAAAGAGACGCACAAAGGGCUCCACGUCCGAGACCUCAUCUUCGCAUGCACACAAGCACCAGCAGCAGCAGUCUGGCACCGGCGCGGAUCGAUCGGGUGUCGCUGGUGGAGAGGCACGAGGAGGACAGCUGCAGCAGCAGCAACAGGCUGCAGCAAUCAGCGGGGCUCCUUUGUCUGACCAGCCUUCCCCCCACGUUGCAACCACGAACACGUCCGAGCAACGCUCUGCAACGGCAGCGCAUUCAACCUCGUGGGCUCAAUCCGACCCAUCAUCUCGGGAAGCAGGAUCAGGAGCAGGAGGGGCAGCCGAGAAUGACGGUCUCGCCUCUGUCAAUCACAGCAACAACGCCAGCACACCUUCGCUAGCCAGAGCCAUCGCCGAGACCAACACCCCCGGAAGCACGGCUAGUCCUGGGACGGAUCCGAACGCGAUGCAACAGCAACAGCAGGCCGCCCGUCCUCUCCCGCCUAAUCCUCCUCCUCGACAGCAGCAGCAGCAGUCAAGCAUGCAGCAAACUACAGCCAUGGGUGCAGUGGGAGCGGGCCACCAGCAACAGCAACAGCAACAGCAACAGCAACAGCAACAGCAACAGUACCAGCACCAGCACAACCAUCAGCACCAGUACAACCAUCAGUACCAAUCGAGCCAAAGUUCGACGGCCCGUAUAACAAAGGGAAAGUAUACCCUGGCCGAUUUCGAGAUCCUUCGAACAUUGGGUACCGGUAGCUUCGGCCGCGUCCACCUCGUCCAGUCCAAGCACAACCAGCGCUUCUACGCGAUCAAGGUGCUCAAAAAGGUCCAGGUCAUCAAGAUGAAGCAGGUCGAGCACACCAAUGACGAGCGGCGCAUGCUCAGCGACGUGAAGCACCCCUUUCUCGUCACCCUCUGGGGCACGUUUCAGGAUUGGAAGAAUCUAUACAUGGUCAUGGACUUUGUAGAGGGUGGAGAGCUGUUUUCCCUCUUGCGCAAGUCGGGGCGCUUCCCAAACCCCGUCGCUAAAUUCUACGCUGCCGAAGUCACCCUCGCACUCGAGUACCUCCACUCCAAAAAUAUCAUAUACCGAGACCUCAAACCAGAGAACCUUCUCCUCGACCGGCACGGCCACCUCAAGAUUACCGAUUUCGGGUUCGCCAAGCGGGUCCCGGACAAGACUUGGACUCUGUGUGGUACCCCGGAUUACCUGGCGCCCGAGGUUGUGUCCAACAAGGGUUACAAUAAGUCGGUAGACUGGUGGUCCCUUGGUAUCCUCAUCUACGAAAUGCUCUGUGGAUACACUCCCUUCUGGGACUCUGGCUCGCCCAUGCGCAUCUACGAGAACAUCCUCAAGGGCAGGAUCAAGUACCCUGCCUACAUCGCCCCCGAAGCGCACGACCUCCUCCAGAGGCUCAUCACGGCCGACCUCACCAAGCGCCUGGGCAACCUGUAUGGCGGGUCUGCCGACGUCAAGAAUCACCCGUGGUUCCACGAAGUCACAUGGGACCGGUUGGCCCGCAAGGAUAUAGAUGCUCCGUACACGCCGUCGGUCAAGGCGGGGAUGGGUGACGCCAGCCAGUUUGACAAUUACCCCGAGGAGCAGGAGAAGUAUGGACUUACCGAUGGGAAUGACGAGUAUGGACAUUUGUUUACCGAGUUUUGA